Pogona vitticeps (central bearded dragon) is the source of this 4194-nucleotide messenger RNA. RefSeq names its product TOG array regulator of axonemal microtubules 2 (gene TOGARAM2). Gene Ontology annotation, molecular function: microtubule binding. Gene Ontology annotation, biological process: microtubule cytoskeleton organization. The record is from RefSeq and is a predicted model, not a curated record. NCBI's taxonomy places the organism in Eukaryota, Metazoa, Chordata, Lepidosauria, Squamata, Agamidae. Gene Ontology annotation, cellular component: cilium; cytoplasmic microtubule.
UCUGACAGACUCGUGGCUGUGGGUGCAGGACCAUAGAGACAGAGGGCAUCUGACCUCUUGGCUAUAAAGCUAUCCUGGGUACUUCUGUACUGUUACGCAUGACCACACAUGAUGAUUUUACAGCAGCGAAGUACCGAGCUCCUGUUGCGAUAUAUUGUGGGCGCCUUCCCCAAGUGAAGCCUGGAUGCAGGGCCCUGAGAGGAGGGAGCAUGGAUUCCAGUCUGCAUCUGCAUGGGAAUGGAUGGAUGCCAGCAAAUGAUGCAUCUCUUCAUACGGUUCUAAAGAAACAAUCAUGUCUGUGGGAAGACAAGGGAAAAUCUUCUGAUCCUUCCCCUCUGGAGAGCUGGGACAGCAGGAAAGGCCUUCAGAAGCAAGCUAACAAUAGCGCAGGCAUGGAAGAGUCUACCCAACCACCCAGCAUGCAGCCGAGAGAGCACCUGGAUGAACAGGAAGUCUGCAGUGCAGCCAUGGAGACUGCCCAGAUCAAGGACAAGCUCAAGAAGAGGCGAAUGUCUGAAGGCACACUUGCUUCUAAUAAAGGCUUUCUUGAUCCUGCAGGUCCCAAGGGAUCAGCUCUGAAACCAGCCAUAUCCAGAUCUGCUUCUCAAAGACUCUUGGUCGCUUCUAAACCUAUGCCUCCUAUUCAGAGCAUCCCCACUUCCCCAGAGAUAAAUGGAGUCCAUGGAAGAGAGCAUGAAGUGUCAGAGAAUGGCAGAGGUUGCUUGGAAGCUGGAGGGAAUCAUUCAGAGUCAAGAGGAGCCACACAACAGAUCCCACAUGGCCAUGUUGAGAGCUUGAGGAGGUCAUUGGGUGCUGCUUUGAUCCCACCCAUCCCCAAAUCAGCAAAGGCAAGUGAAGAUGAUUCUCAGAAAUGUCUGGAACCACUUCUGAGCUCAUCGAAGCUGGACCCUGCUCCUUCUGCUGCCGAGGAGUUCCCUAAACGAGGGUCCAGGCCAGAGGCUUGUAAUACUGAAGAGGACCAUUUUGAAAGUCAGGGCUCAUUAGAAACUGGGACAUCAGACCCUGCUUUCAGAGACAGCUUGCCUGCAGCCUUGAAGGUUGAUGGGUGCCCACCUGAAGCCUCACAGCCCAGAACAACACCUUCCUCAUGCCUGGGCAAGGAAAGAGAUGAAGAGUGGAAGGAGAGCAAUGGAAGGAUUCAAGUGACCAUAUCCAAAUCAGCUCAAGAGAAAAUGCGGCAGAAGCAGCUAAAGGAAAUAGAGAUUUUGCGCAAAGAAAGAGAGAAGGAGAAAGAGGGAGAAAAGGAAAGAUCAAUGUUGUUCCAAGAACAGUUACAGAAAACUGCUCAGAAAGGUUCCAGCCCACCUAACAGCAAUGGGGCCACACUGGUUGCAAUUGGCCUGAACAACCCCGGCCGAGCUCCUUUUGGAACAGCCUUGAAGAAACGGGUGAACCGGCCGUCGCUCCCCAAUAUUCCUGUCAUCAACCAUGACAGUAGCUUCUUGAGACAUGCUUCGGCUAACUCGCUCCCAGCGAAUCUCCAAGGUUCUCCAGAAUGGGAGGAAGACUUUUUAACCAGAUAUGCCUUGGAAAUAAGACCUUUGUCUCACCCAGAACAGGGGCUGGUAGAUGCUCUGAAGUGGCUAAAUAGCAAUGACUGGCGUUUAAAGGAGAAAGGACUCUUCACCAUUAGAUGCUUGGCCACCUGCCAUUCAGAAGUUCUCCAGUGUAGACUUCAUGAUGUUUCCUUGGCAGCUACGAAAGAGGUUAGCAACCUUCGGUCCAAGGUGUCUCGGUUUGCUAUUGGAACUCUUGAGGAACUCUUUAAGACCAUGAAGAAGCAGAUGGAUCAAGAUGUUGAGGAGAUUUCCCGGGUGCUUCUCCAGAAGGCGGGUGAUUCUAGUGAAUUUAUUCAGAAAGCAGCUGACCAGUCCUUAGGCAUCAUGGCACGGAAUGUGACUCCUUCGCGAUCUAUGGCGGCCCUCGUGGCCAAUGGAGUAAGCCACCGCAACCCUCUGAUACGAAAAUGUGCUGCUGAACACCUAUUGACUGUUGUGGAGCAGAUUGGGGCUGAAAAAUUGCUCUCAGGCAAUCGGGAGAACACAGAGGCUCUUGUGCAGACAUUAGUCAGACUUGCUCAGGAUCGCAAUCAAGACACAAGGUUUUAUGGCCGGAAGAUGCUGAAUAUACUUAUGUCCCAUUCAAAAUUUGAUGGAUACUUGAAGCAAUGUCUUCCAUCACAUGACUUACGUAAUGUCAUUGCUACAAUUAAGCAGAAAGGGACAGAAGAUCAUAUAUCCCAGGCUCCUUCAGCCAAAAGCCACAGAGUAUCAAAGAACAGCAGCUUAACAGCCUCACUGGACAGCCUGCCUUCAGAUGAUGGGUCCACCUUUAUAGCCCUGCCACAGUCCACGCCUCGCCGCUCCUCCCUUCGCAGCAUUGAAGUGCUGGAACAGCUCAGGGAGCUGAACCACCUGCUGAUGGCAAAGGAAUUUCAGACACGGAUGGAGGGGAUAAAAUUGCUAACAGAAUACUGCAGGAAUAACACUGCACUUGUCUCCUCAAACAUCAUACAGAUCUUUGAUGCUUUUACCCUGAGACUUCAAGACUCCAACAAGAAAGUGAACCAGUAUGCACUGGAAUCAGUUCUCCUCAUGAUCCCAAUCCUCAAGGAAGGCUUAAAUCCAGUCCUGGUUUCUGUGGUGACUGUGGUCGCUGACAACCUAAACUCAAAGAAUUCUGGGAUUUACAGUGCAGCUGGGAAGGUGCUGGAUACAAUGAUCAUUCAUCUAGAUAAUCUGCUGCUGCUUCAGACAUUUGCCAGCAGGGUGCGUUUUGUCAGUGGCCGGGCACUGCAGGAGAUCACAGACCGCCUGUCAGUGCUUGUGACUUUGGUUUAUCCACGGAAGCCCCAGCCAGUAGAGCGACACAUCCUCCCUGUUCUGUGCUAUUUCCUGAACAACAUGAUUGGCAACGGGGUGUUGCCUGGAAAGACUGGAAAUGUAAGAACUGUGGUCUCUAAACUUGCUAAAAGCCUUCACAAGCAAAUGGGGCCCAGACUUGAGGAAUUCAUCACCAGCCAACCACAACAUGUGAUCAAAGUCUUCCAGGAACUUCUCUAUAUGGAUCUCUAGUGAAGAAGGCUGAGUACUGUAUCCAGGACCAUUUACAGCAUAAGCCCUGUCAGGAGAGGGCAGAAAGAAGGUGGUAGACAAUGACACAGAGCUUGCCACUGUUCAGUUACAAUAUUUUAAAAUGUAAUAAUAUACUGUGAACAGCUUCUAGCAAUAACCCAUUAUGGAAAGUGUAUAUAAAAUAUUUUGGUGUAGAAGUAAAUCAUAUAUUUUUCUAAGGAAAUUUUCUCAACUAUAUCCCAUAGAGACUUAAAUUUUAAUAAAGCACAACAACCACAAAUGUAACUCUUACAUGUAUAUAAAAAGAGCAUUUUAUUUAUAUAAUAAAUGUGUGUCAAAGGAGGGAAAGGAAGAUAACAAUGAUAAAUAAUGGGCAUUUAGUUCUACUAUAGUGGACUGCUGAUAUAAUAUUGUGUAGAUUAAAUGAGCAUCUCUGUGAAUGUUGGUCUCGGCUCUUCUUCUACACAUAGAGGUUUAAUGAGCACAUCUUUGCAACAGGGAAAGGCCUCCUGCUGUCCCGUAUAGGUGUAAAUUGAACUGAUGUUUGUAUGUAGGCUGAGUUAGCAAGCAGAUGGAAUAUCCUUUUCAUGUCUUUGGUACUGUUUUUUAUGAUUCCAUUAUAACUGCGAGAUUUAAGGGGUGGAUUGGGUUGAGGAGGUGCCUCACUAGGAAGCAGUUUCUGUGGGACCACAUGGGUAUAAGGCUUGAGGGAGUCGGAAACUAAAGGAACAGUUAUUGCAUCAAGACCUAUUUGGCUCAGUUGCUGCUCCAAGUGUUCAGCCCUAUGUUCUGUCCAUUAAACAACUGUGGCUCCUUAAAGGGUGAGUGCUCAAGGGCACAUAUUGCUUCACAUAACUUGUCCAUUACGCAACUUCCAUGUUAAAAGUCUGAUGUGGUGCAAGGUGAUCAUCUUAGUAAGAACUGUGCCUUAGAUGGCACCUUUUGGCAAAGAGCUAAUGAGAUCUUUAUAAGAUAGACAAAAAUUGUGGUCUUAAAUCAGAUGUGACUCACUGUACCAGAAAUGCAUCUUUUUUGUUUGCAGAAGGAGAGUAACGAAGUCUGGAACUAGAGUCAUGGCAACUGGACUUCUUUCUUGUUA